Miscanthus lutarioriparius is the source of this 261-nucleotide messenger RNA. Lineage: Eukaryota; Viridiplantae; Streptophyta; Magnoliopsida; Poales; Poaceae. The record is from the annotation of a GenBank genome assembly.
AUGCCGGCAUUGAGUCCAUUGGUCGCUGACAACGGCGAGCACACGGGAACAGGAGGCAGCCGGCGCUGUCCAGCUGUUGUCUUCACCAUCGUCGGGCCCGGAUCGCUGCAGACUGGUGCUGGCUCGCCGCGGCCUCCGGCCUGGCGCAUGCGGGCUGCGCCGCCGCCGGUCAGGCUCGCGCGGGAUCCUGCCCCUGCCGUGCGCCCGACGGCGAUGGCAGCUCCCGCACGCGCUUGGCAUGUGCUGCGAAGAAGAGCUUGA